AUGAACACAUCUGCUCGUUUACCAGCGUACCUCCGAAGAUGUUUAACCAGGGCCCAAGUUUUGGAGCAAACAGAAUGCAUCAUGGACUUUCUACUUAGAGACUUAUUAGGCGCACCUACAAAGGUGACUAACCGGGACCUAUGUGAACCUGAACUUGAAACAGAUUCAGCAGAGGCUUGCUCUUUUGACGUGGCCAUCAUUGCUGGUCGCCUUCGGAUGUUGGGGGACGAGUUCAAUGGAGAACUGGAAGCUUCUGCCAGAAGUGUCAUUGCAGAAACUGCUCGGGGACAGGUAGGAGCUGUCCUUCAGAACACAGUAAAAUCUCUCAGCAAGGCCUGGUGUGCUCAGAAUUCCAGCUUAGCCUAUGAGAGAGCCUUUUUGGCAGUUUCAGUGAAACUGCUUGAAUGUGUGGUCCGCCUAGCUCCAGAAAUGGCAAGACAGGUGGCAACCCCGAUGAUAGAUAUGAUCAAUGGGAAUGGCGCCAUCCGGGAGUUCAUCCAGGGCCAGGGAGGUUGGGAAAAUCUGGAGAGCUGAAGAAGAGGCGGAGCUCCAUCCCAGCCUGAACAUCGCUUCCUCUCUGACUGAUCAGGUGACUGAUUUCUGGCAAUUACAACAGAAACAAGCAAAUCAAAAAUCACUUUCUUUUGGACACAACUGAACUUAGUUGGAUAAUUUAUUUCCUAUCAAUAAAGUUGGGAGGAGCUUCGAGAGGUCCACAGAGAUUUUGUA
This is a messenger RNA of Myotis davidii, 729 nucleotides long. It is a transcript of the gene BCL2L15, whose product is annotated as BCL2 like 15. Gene Ontology annotation, biological process: regulation of apoptotic process. NCBI's taxonomy places the organism in Eukaryota, Metazoa, Chordata, Mammalia, Chiroptera, Vespertilionidae. Gene Ontology annotation, cellular component: nucleus; cytosol. The record is from RefSeq and is a predicted model, not a curated record.